AGCCCCACGUGCGUUCCUUCCCCCAUGCAGCCUGUCUGUAUUCCCAUCCCAUCCGUAUCCCUAUUCCGCCCCAUUCCAUCCCAUUCCAUCCCUGUUGCCACUCCAAUCCUAUCUCCGGUCCCACCUGUAUUCCCGUCCCAUCUCUAUUCUUAUCCCCAUUCCAAUCCCUGUUCCCAUCCCAUUCCGACUCCCUUCUGCUCCAUCUGAUCCCAUCCCCUUCCCCAUCUUUAUUCCCAUCCCAUCCCUAUUCUAAUUCCUGUUCCUGUCCCCCCCUCCCCAUUUUAAUCCCUGUUCCCAUCCCGCUCCCUUCCACGCCGUUCCACUCCAUCCAAUCGCAUCCCAUCCCCAAUCCAAUCCCUGUUCCCAUCCCAUUCCUCCCCUCUCCAUCUCAUCCCAUUCCCACCUCGCAGCUCCCCCCUCACACCUGCCCCCAGCGGAGCACCUGGGCGGUGACGGGCAGCACCGACAGCCAAUGGCUGCGAAGGAAGGAGAGUUGCGGGACCAAUGGGAGCGCGGGGCUGCCCCCCGGGGCGGAGCGGGGCGGAAAUCCCCGCUGUUCCCAGUGCGGCCGCGGCACUGCGCAGGAUGCGGGGCAAGGAUGAGGAGUACGACUUCCUCUUCAAGGUGGUGCUCAUCGGGGACUCGGGCGUGGGGAAGAGCAACCUGCUGUCCCGCUUCACCCGCAACGAGUUCAACCUGGAGAGCAAGAGCACCAUCGGGGUGGAGUUUGCUACCCGGAGCAUCCAGGUGGACAACAAGACGGUGAAGGCACAGAUCUGGGACACGGCCGGGCAGGAGCGGUACCGCGCCAUCACCUCCGCGUAUUACCGCGGGGCGGUGGGAGCGCUGCUGGUGUACGACAUCGCCAAGUACCUGACGUACGAGAACGCCGAGCGCUGGCUGACGGAGCUGCAGGACCACGCCGACGCCAACAUCGUCAUCAUGUUGGUGGGCAACAAGAGCGACCUGCGGCACCUGCGCGCCGUGCCCACCGACGAGGCCCGGAGCUUUGCAGAGAAGAAUGGGCUCUCCUUCCUUGAGACGUCGGCUCUGGAUUCCACCAACGUGGAGAUGGCGUUCCACAACAUCCUCUCCGGUAAGGAUGGGGGGAUGAGGUGCUUUGGGGUUGUGUCCCCCCGGAAUCCCUGCUGUGAGCUGUGGGCUUGGGUCCAGCACGCUGCCAUGGGGAGAUGUGGGCGCUCCCAGCCCACCGAACCCAACUCGACCUUCAUCCUAACAGCAACCCUAACCAAACUCCAACCCAAGCCCAACCUUAAUCCCAACCCUAAUCCUAACCCCAGCCUUAGCCCCAAACCUGAUCCUAACCCCAAAUCCUAAUCCUAACCCCAGCCCCAACCCUAACCCCAACUCGAGCUUUAAUCCUAACCCUAACUCCAACCUCAAACGCAACAAUAACCCUAAUCCUAAUCCCAACCUUAACCUCAUCCUGAAUCCCAACCCUAACCUGAACCCUAAUCUUAAACCUGGCCCUACUCUCAAUCCCAACAGUAACACGGUGGGAACUGCAACCCCUGCCCUAACUCUCACCCCAAACCCACCCUUAACACCAAGCCCUCCCCAGCCCAACUCUAACCCCAACUCCAACCCCUUCCCUAACUGUAACCCCAAGCCCAGCCCUACCAUAACCUAACCCUAGCCCCAAUCCCAAUCCUAACCUAACUCUAACCCCAAACCCAGCCUCAAAUCUAAUCCAACCCAAACCCCAAUUCCUAACCCUAACCUAACUCGACCCCCAACCCCAACCUUAACCCCAAACCCUGCCGUAAACUACCUCUAACCCCAACCCAACCCUCACCCCAACCCCUUACCUUAACAUAAUCCCAACCCCCACCCUAACCUAACUCUAACUCCAAACCCAACCCCCGAACCAAACCUAAUUCUAACCCCAAACUCAACCCUAACCCCUCCCCUAAACUAAUUCUAACCCUAACCCAACCCCUACUCUCACCUAAAUCUAACCCCAAACCAAUCUUAAACCCAACCCUCACCCAACCCAACCCCCACUCUAACUGACCUUAAACCCAACCCUAACCUAGUCCCAACCCCAACCAUAA
Molecule: messenger RNA, 2075 nt
Organism: Tympanuchus pallidicinctus (lesser prairie-chicken)
Lineage: Eukaryota; Metazoa; Chordata; Aves; Galliformes; Phasianidae
Product: ras-related protein Rab-11A-like
Exons: 4
Coding region: 505-1338 (277 amino acids)
Biological process (GO): regulated exocytosis; constitutive secretory pathway
Cellular component (GO): recycling endosome
Molecular function (GO): GTP binding; GTPase activity
Source: RefSeq, a predicted model, not a curated record